Striga hermonthica is the source of this 447-nucleotide messenger RNA. NCBI's taxonomy places the organism in Eukaryota, Viridiplantae, Streptophyta, Magnoliopsida, Lamiales, Orobanchaceae. The record is from the annotation of a GenBank genome assembly.
AUUUCUGUCGACUGUGAGCUAUCUUGAGUCUCUGCCGGAUCAACUCGACCUGAUCUGCUGUCUCCUCGAUCAAUUUGGGACCGAGUACUCGUCUCUCUCUGACGUCGUCCCAAUAAAGAGGGGAACGACAUUUGCGACCGUAAAGUGCCUCGUAAGGAGCCAUCUAAAUAGAAGAAUGAUAGCUGUUGUUAUACGCGAACUCGGCGCUGAACUAAACUCUAGCUUCGUGCCCAUCGCCUCGUGUAAACUGUGCCAGAAUAUGCUGACGAAUCUGGGAUCUCUGUCUGAUACGAUAGUAACGGGCACUCCAUGGAGUCGGAUGAUCCCACGGGUAUAUAUCUCAGCCAAUUUAUCCAAAGACAUCUUCAUCGAAACGGGUAAGAUGAGCGACCUUAGUCAAUCUGUCGACCACGACCCAGACAACAUCGUGAUGUUCAGACGACCUCG